CCCUUUUACACACAAACAACCCUGUCAAUGGUUAAUCUGUAUAUGGGACUCAGCGGGUGCAUUUCACAGGGGGUUUGACCCAGAGGUGUGAUUCCGCUGCUAAAUGUGGAUGAAUGGGUGAAAGGACAGGGGUGCCAGGACAUGGGAAUUCAUGCAGCUGCGGCCGCACCGCUCACAAAACAGCGCAAACUAGCAUUAAAUCUCUGUUUGCAAUCAAAAUAUUCAGGUCACACAAAACAUUGUUUAAUGAGGGUAACUGACAUGCAGGUGUACACAGUAACUAGACGUUCUCUGCACUCACACACAUGCCACCUGUUCACUCCCACCAUUAGCCUCUAUCUGAUGACUCUUUGUUUUUGAUACCAGUUCAGCACACCUCUUGCAUAACACAUCCAAUAGGCCAUUAGUACAUAUAAAUGCUGGUUGGCAGUAGAGGUCAGAGGAGCCGUUCUGGGACAACAGCGGAGAAAACACAGAAGAGAAGCUCACUCCAAUCAUGGAUUUUCCCUGGAAAUUGUUCCUGACUAUUUUUAUGGUGGAUGCCAUCAGUCAUGCAGCUGUGGACCCACCUAGUCAUAUGAAUCACUUCAUCCAUGUUGUGAAGUGGAUAGAAGCUCAAGACACUGGACUGGAGCCAGUUGCCUUGCUGAAGGAACUGCGUAAAACAGCUGGGUUAGACAGCUCCUUCAUUCAGCACUAUUUGGGAGGUUUGGACCAGAGGAGCAGUAGGCUGGUGACAAACUCCACUGUCACUGAGUACCUGUCAACGGCAAUACAUCAUAUGGUGACGGAGUCAGGUGUGGAGAAGGGUGUCGUUCUUACCAGUGAUGGCACAACAGUUGCUUUGGCUCCCCUCCUAUUGGGCAUUGAAGCUGGCCUGCAGUCAGUUUCCAAAGGCCGUGUCCGUGGGCUCUACCCACUGGCACUGGCCAAAACCUUGGCUGCGUCCUUUCUCCAUCGCUCAAGAAGCUCUUCAACCGCUCAUCGUUUGGGCUCAGAUGGAUGCUGGGAUAAUGUGAGCUCCCCUAAGGUGUUCACCCUUGCAGAUGUCGCCUCUCUGGUCACUGACGCUCAGGUAAACGGUGGCAUGGACGGGGUGAUUUUGGGGAUGAAAGUAGCCGACCCUUCCCGUCAUCGCGCCAAGCUGAGCACCCUGCUGAUGCAAUACUACCGUCAAAGGGUCAAUGGGCUGGAUAGUGCUCCCAGGCUCAUUAGUCCCAGACGCAGGCAGAACUUUAAGCGGUUGUCCAGACCAGGUUUCCUGAAAAAGCAGGUGAUGGGCACCUUGGCUGUGUACCAGAAGUUAAAUAAAGGUCAAGGGAAACAGAGAAAGACAAAUAAAGAAACACUGGAAAGAAUUGUACGGGAAGGAAUCAAUGCAUUUGAACACAGGUACACUGUAUGUCCAGCCAUCAUUCCACGCUGCCAGUGGGAAGCAGAACCAUAUCGCGGCACUCCGACCCUUCUCUCUCUGCCUCUGUCCUUCAUGUACAUUCACCACACACACACGCCUGGCAAGCCUUGUCUGACUUUUGAACAGUGCUCCCGGGACAUGAGAGCUAUGCAGCGUUUCCACCAGGAAGACCGUGGUUGGGAUGAUAUUGGAUACAGUUUCGUGGCGGGGUCUGAUGGCUACCUAUACGAAGGUCGUGGUUGGCACUGGCAAGGGGCCCACACUAAGGGACAGAACUCCAAGGGCUAUGGGGUGUCAUUCAUCGGGGACUACAUGGAGCUCCUGCCAUCCACUAGUGCCCGGGACCUGGUGAGGCACCAGCUGGCAAUGUGUGCAGUGAGUGGUGAACGGCUGGUAGCAGACUACAUUGUGCACGGACACAGACAAUUGGUGAACACCGCCUGUCCUGGUGAAGCCCUCUAUACUAAUGUGCAAACCUGGGAGCACUACAAGGAAAUCCAGACCUGAAGAUUACAAGGCAGAGGGAACUUAUCUUGAAGCAAGCAAGACGAUGACAUUAAAAUAAUGACCUUAUACUCAGAUUGUUUCUUUAUUGUUUUUCUACUGUAAGCUUGUGUUGACAGAGGGCUGGACAAAAGCUUUAUCUACCUACCAGAGCUUGCACUAUGUUCUCUACUAUCCGGUCAUUGGAUAAUAUGACAAAUCAGAGUCAGGCCAAGCCUUACAAUGCAAACUUGUGACACAGACUAUAUGAGCAAUCUAUCAACCUUAGAUGUAUUAACACAGGGCAGUGAUGCUUGUGAUCUCAAGACACUGCUGCCCUCCUCAGGUAAAAAUAAGAAUGACAUGGAGUACAAUCAUGUCAUUCUAAUCAAAAGCCACAGCCACAAUUCCCCAGAACAGACUCUCUGUUGCAUACAGAGAUGAUGGCCAGAGCUGCGUCCUUGUUUUGGAAUGUGUUCUUCAGACAUCUUUUAUAUCAGUGUAAGUUCAGCUAGACAAGGAGGCAGUGUGUCUGUGAACAACAAAACAUGACCCAUGUCUUUAAUGGUCCGAUGUUUAGUUUUAGUUUGAAAUUUAAAUGUUUCCAGACAUAAUGGUGUAAUUCUAAAGGAAUACUGUAAAUAAUGAUUUGACAAAAUU
This is a messenger RNA of Clupea harengus (Atlantic herring), 2557 nucleotides long. RefSeq names its product peptidoglycan recognition protein 6 (gene pglyrp6). Lineage: Eukaryota; Metazoa; Chordata; Actinopteri; Clupeiformes; Clupeidae. Gene Ontology annotation, biological process: peptidoglycan catabolic process. Gene Ontology annotation, molecular function: N-acetylmuramoyl-L-alanine amidase activity; zinc ion binding. The record is from RefSeq and is a predicted model, not a curated record.